Episyrphus balteatus (marmalade hoverfly) is the source of this 982-nucleotide messenger RNA. RefSeq lists its product as uncharacterized. The record is from RefSeq and is a predicted model, not a curated record. Gene Ontology annotation, cellular component: nucleus. The transcript has 3 exons. NCBI's taxonomy places the organism in Eukaryota, Metazoa, Arthropoda, Insecta, Diptera, Syrphidae. Bases 99 to 932 code for a protein of 277 amino acids.
AAAAUUUUGACGUUUGAUUUUGAAUUUGAAAAAAUUAAUUAUUGUUUUUAUAAUAAAUUCAAAGAAAGAGGCUGUUCGUGUGCAUAAAUUUCGUCCAAAUGACUUCAAACACAACACAAGCCCAAAGAGAAACAAUGUUAGAGUAUAUGAAGAAAUACCCAACAAUGGCUACAAACUCUCCAGCAGAGAGUUCUUUGGGCAGACAAAGUUCCCAAAAACUUUGGGAGGAGCUUUGCCAAAUCUUAAACUCAAAUGGUCCACCUGUUAAGAAUAUUAAAGCCUGGAAAAAGACAUGGGCAGACUAUAAGCAUCGCGCAAAAACAAAACUGGCAAAAAAUAAAAAUUCGUUGCAAAAAACUGGCGGUGGUCCAUAUAAGGAAGUACAACUUACUCCUUUUGAGGAGGCUGUUGCGGAGCUGGCCAAAAUUAAAGCCGCAGUACUUGGUAUAACUGACGCGAAGUCUUUUGGUGGAGAAAUAGCGGUUAGAAAUUCAUCAACAAAACCGUCAACCUCAAAAGAGCCUAUGAAUAUCGAAGAUGAGGUAGAACAGUUGCUGAAGAACGUUCUAAGUGAAAGCGAGUCUGAUACUUCAGAUGACUCAGUUGAAGUUGAGAAUGAUGUUCCAAUUGUCCCAGAACCGAAAAAAAAUACGAAAACUACUCAGAAGGCAUCUUCAUCCGGGUGUUCGGACAGGCUGGAAUUGUUCAAGAACUCUGCUAGUUCUAGUGAAGAAUUUCAACAAAAAUUGAUUGGCGUUUUAAUUGAAAUCAGGGAUCUCAAACAAGAUCAAAUUAACAUCUUGAAGAAACAAGCCGCAGACAAUCUUAAUCUACAGAUACAAAAGUUAAAUCUACGUGAGCAAGAGAUACAAAUUGCAUUAAGGAGAAAUGAACUCGAGGAGUUGAAAUUAGGUUCAAAAACCAAUUCGUAGUGUGCCAAUUUCUUAAUGCUUUUUUUUUUCCUUAUCGUUAUGAUGAUUAA